UAUAUAUAUAUAUAUAUAUUAGAUUACAAACAACAUUCAUUCGGUCACUUCACUCGCCCCAACAGCCCCCGCAAAAUGAAAAAUACUGGUUUCCCUCUGAAAAUAAUGAAACAGAAAGUCGAAGAUAACCACUUCAAAAUGAAUAGAGGCAAAUCUAUUUCUUUCUUCCACUUGUUUUUCUUCCUAUCUCUUUUGAUCACCCAUCUCUCUUUCUCUCAUGUCCUCGCUGAUUCCCACUUCGAAGGAUUUGACGCCGAAGACGAUGACGCUGUCGAAGAACAACCCUUGGACCACCGUUUCAUCCGAUCGCCUCCUUUAACUCAGUCCGACUCACAGGCCACCCCAGAUCCUGAAACUCAAACCAAUCCCGAUCCCAACCCUUUUCCCACUUCGGAUCCUCCGCCCAAAUUGGAUCCUCAAAAGCCAUCCACUGCCACUUUCGAGUACUGGGAUGAGGACGAAUUCGAGGGCUUACCCGUCGAACAACAGUCACCGGAACCUCCAAAAAUUACUGAAAAUGCCACGCCCGACAACCCAGAUCCAAAAACAACCGCAAAACCCCAAAACGCUAUGGUUUCCAAAAAGUCCUAUACGGUGGAGAUUAUCUGUGGGUCUUUCUUGAUUGUUUUUAUAAUCAAUUACUUCACUGGUAAACGUGAAAACGAGAACCUUGCGUUGGCAUGGGCUGCGAAAUUUGCUACAAAAGGUUCGAUCUUUGAGAAAAAUUUCAGUCUUUUAGGUGUGGGAGAAGGGGAGGACUCGCCAUUACUUUUAAAAGAAGGUCAAAACGUGUUCAAAUUCUAUGCGAGUGGACGAAGAUACUGUCUGGGAUUGUUGGCAACUAUGGAGUUGAAGAGCAGGCAUGAUUUAAUAUCGAGAUUGUUUAAUUUAGUGGUGCCGUGUAAGGAUGAGAUUACUUUUGAGGUUUAUAUGAAUGAAGAAGCAAUGGAUCAGGUGGUUUUUGCUGUGGCAAAGAAGAAGGCGGCGAAAGGGAUGCAAAAAGAGGUUAGAGAUUUACAGAGGUUUGCUGGGUUGGUGGCGAAUCCUAGUGGAAGGAAAUGGGUGGCGGAGGAGCUUUCUGUGAUCUCUGAAUCGAAGGAGGUUGCUGGGGAUUUGAUUACAGAGGCUGUGCUUGAACAGGUUUUCAGUGACAAAGCUUUUGAGAAAUAUGGGAAGGGUUUCAUUUCGAUGCAUUUUUCAGAUCAACAUCCUGGCACACACAAGAAGAUGCUCUUGUUUAAGUUUGCCCUCCCUGAUGCUAACCACAUGGAUGACAUGACUCGCUUGGUGGCUCUUGUGCCAUACUACAUUGAUUUAAUCGGGCGGUACAAGCUCAGCUCACAGGCUCGAUCCAAAACCGAAGCAGCUAGAGUGAAGGCUGCUCAAGAGACAUACAAAGAACUUCAAAAUGCUAGGCAAGAAGCGAUGCAGAAGAAGAAGGCAGAGAGGAAAAAGAUGUUAGAGGAGGCUGAGGCAAAGCUCAGUGCGGAAGCAAUUCACAAGAAAGAAGCAAAAGAUCAUGCUCGUCAGAUGAAGAAGGCAAUGCCAAGAGUAAAGAUGACCCGAGCUCGUUAGUGUUUUCAAGUUCCAAUAGGCACCUGGCUUGACAUUAUUGGUAUCAAUCCUUAACUGUAGUUGGGCAUUCUUGGCUUAUAUUGUUCUGCAGGUAUUGGUUCCCUGGUUUCUGUAUCCUCACUGCGAAUGUAUUUUAGUUCUGAAUUACCUUAGCUACUCUCCAAUAUCACCACACGAUUGUGAAUUUUGAAUGUGCCAGAGAUACUGCUUCCGAAACUUCAUAUAUUUUCCUCCAUGGAGGACAUUUCAGCAUUUUUUUUGGAGCAAUUCCCAAGUAAUGAUUUUGACGUUCUGGUUGUUAACUUGGUUUCCCUCUACCUAGUAGUUUACAAUUGUGAAGCUAAUCAAAGAUGGUUGGUUAUCGGUUGGGUACUUGCGGGAAAUGAAAAUUUUCAGAGAAGUCUAAGUCUAAUGUUCUUUUAACGUGUAUCAACAAUUGGUCGGACAUCACAUGCAUUUUAAUUUUUAAUUGGAUGCUGUUAAGGACCGUUUUAGAAAAGUUUAGGAAGAUAAUAUUAGUGCAUAAGUUUUCAAAAUGUAUUGAAUGGAAAAUACUACAAUUAAUAAUAACAAUGGAUGAAUCAGUACCUAUUUCCUACAA
Molecule: messenger RNA, 2176 nt
Organism: Durio zibethinus
Lineage: Eukaryota; Viridiplantae; Streptophyta; Magnoliopsida; Malvales; Malvaceae
Biological process (GO): endoplasmic reticulum calcium ion homeostasis
Cellular component (GO): endoplasmic reticulum
Molecular function (GO): calcium ion binding
Source: RefSeq, a predicted model, not a curated record